UUUCCAUUCAAGAUGGCAGCCAAGAGCGAUCUGAGGUGGCCGCGCUUGUUACUGUGGAGGCUGUGGCAGGCCGGGGGGCCUCCACCGAAGCCGGCAUCGGGCCUGGGCCUAGACGCGAGGACGUACUCCCAGGGCGACGGCCCGUACUCGCGCACGGCGCUCUAUGAGCUGCUUGGCGUCCCCUCCACUGCCACGCAGGCGCAAAUCAAGGCAGCCUAUUACCGGCAGAGCUUCCUCUACCACCCCGACCGCAACUCCGGGAGCGCCGAAGCUGCCGAGCGCUUCACGCGCAUCUCUCAGGCCUACGUGGUGCUGGGCAGUGCCACCCUGCGUCGCAAGUAUGACCGCGGCCUGCUCAGCGACGAAGACCUGCGCGGGCCGGGCGUCCGCCCCUCCAAGACGCCCGCAGCCGACCCGGGUUCGCCCUACGCCCGGCCGCCCGCCUCUCAGCGCCACAGUGGUGGUCAGACUGCGUCGGGCGCCAGCCGCACCAUGUUCGAUUUUGACGCCUUUUACCAGGCGCACUACGGAGAACAGCUAGAGCGCGAGCGGCGCCAGAGGGCCCGGCGGGAAGCCCUUCGCAAGCAGCAGGAGGAUCGGGCCAAGAAGGGCCUCCACUGGGACGAGACCCGAGACACGGCUUUCGUUUUCCUUCUCCUCACGUUCUUCAUCAUCAUCGGCUUUCGUUUUUAAUGGAGAGAGGAGGGAAGGGAGCAGCCCCAGCCAGUCCCAAGAAAAAGGCCUUUCCAAGUCUCUGGAACCUUUGCCUUCCAUAGUCUACCUCUUCUGGGUUCCGAAGAAGGAACUGCGCUUCCAUUCCUCCUCUCCCGUUGGCCUGCACAGCCCUCCCUGUGCUGCAGAAAGGAAGCUUUUCCACGUCGAAGAAAGAGGCCUCGCGAUGCACAGCCCCGAAAACCUGAGACCGAAGGGUUUUCUGGAGUCCUUCCAGAGGUUGCCUUCCCGAUGCAGUCAGCUUCUGGAACACUUGGUCUGGCUUUAUUGUAAAGCUCUGAGCGAAAGGUGUGUGCCCUUACCCCAAAUUGUACCGUGGGGUUCCCCUGUUAACCUUGAAACGUGCAAUGUGGCCAGUUGUUGACUGCCAAAAGAAAAAAUUCUGGGUUGUACCACCCUUGUCUUUCUUUAGUUUCCCAAGCUGCAGACCUGAUGUAGGAUGAGAAUGUGAUUUGUGGAAAUCUGGCCGUUCUUCGGUGGUCAGCCCCAGCCGCCUUAUGUUGGGCGUGUAGUAGUGGGAAAGUCAAGUGGGCGAGUGUAAGGAUGAGUGUUCCUGUGCCCAUACUUACCCAGGUGUGAUCUUGAAGGAGUGACACUUUGAGUGUGACCCCAGUGAAGCAAACCAUUGUUCUCUAAGUGUUUGCACUUUAUCAUUAUUAUUAUUAUUAAUCAACAAGCUACCAGAGCCAUGUUUGUCCUGAUGGAUAAUGACAGUGUGCCAUUCACCUGGUUGUCCCUUUGCCAGCCAGCCCCAUUACUAAGUGCAGCCACCCACCGCUCCCAGAAACAACAAUAAAAAAGAGAGUUUAA
Molecule: messenger RNA, 1542 nt
Organism: Condylura cristata (star-nosed mole)
Lineage: Eukaryota; Metazoa; Chordata; Mammalia; Eulipotyphla; Talpidae
Gene: DNAJC30
Product: DnaJ (Hsp40) homolog, subfamily C, member 30
Exons: 1
Coding region: 13-693 (226 amino acids)
Source: RefSeq, a predicted model, not a curated record